Messenger RNA from Aspergillus ibericus CBS 121593, 1261 nucleotides. RefSeq lists its product as uncharacterized. Lineage: Eukaryota; Fungi; Ascomycota; Eurotiomycetes; Eurotiales; Aspergillaceae. The transcript has 3 exons. The record is from RefSeq and is a predicted model, not a curated record. The coding region runs from base 83 to 1066 and encodes 327 amino acids.
CCUCAUCCCGCCAGUUCAAUAAAAUGAACCUCACUACCCCUCUGCCGAGUCGCUUGUGCCCGCUGCUCCAUACAGAUCCAUCAUGGCUUCAGAUCUAGAGACCAUCCGUAUUGGCUAUGUGCCCGAACAUUACCUCACCCCGCUUCAUCUGGCCGUCCGUUCAGCGGGCCAGGCUACUCUCCCUUUCAAGAUCUCUCUGAUCCCGUUCCCCUCUGGAACGGGGCACAUGAUCACUUCCCUCCGGGAGAAGGAAAUUGAUGUUGCGAUCGGAUUGACUGAGGGAUGGGUGGCCGGUCUGGCUGGUAAACAGCAGGCCCAGAAGGAUCCCGCCGAGGGUGGCUACCGGGUGAUCGGACACUGGGUCGACACGCCGUUGCGCUGGGCCAUUGUGACGGGUCGGGAGAGAGAGGACAUCCACGCGGUGGAUGACUUGAAGGACAAGCGGGUUGGAGUUAGUCGCUUGGGAAGUGGCUCCCAUAUCAUGUCCUUCGUCCUGGCUCAGCAGCAAGGCUGGAAGUCCGACUCUCUGUCCACCGUACCUUUGGGUCCUUUCGGAGCUCUCCGCAACGGAGUGACCGGACAGGAUGCCGUACAUCCGGAUCAAGCACCCAACCCUACUGCUGAAUUCUUCAUGUGGGAGCACUUCACCACGAAGCCGUACUUCCACGCCACGGAAGGCAAGCCCAAUCCGCCUCUGAAGAAGAUCGGUGAGAUCUAUACCCCUUGGCCGUCCUGGAUGGUCGUGGCGUCGACUUCAUCUUUCUCGAAUCUGGAGCUGGACGGCAAGCUGCAGCAAUUGCUCAAGCUCCUGGAUCAGGGUAUCAAGGACUUUGAGGCCGAUCUGGCUCAGGUCGUGACCCUCCUGGGUACCGGAGAGCUGGGCUGUAACUACGGGGAGGAAGAUGCCAAGGAAUGGUUGAAGGAUGUCAAGUUCACGGCCACGACCCGGGGUGUGCAACGGAAGGUCAUUGAGGGCGUGGUGGAUGUCCUCAAGGUGGCAGGUGUCAUUGACACCAGCUUGACCAAUGAUGAGGCCGUUGCGAGAGUCGUUGGUAUUCAUCAAUGAGGGCUGCAACAGACAGGCCCUUUCCAUAGAUGGGAGAAAUCCAAGGGUUCGUGUUUUAUGCAACAUAGCCGGGAAAUCUUGGUACCCUUUUGGUCUAUUAUGAAAUUUGGAGUCUCUGAUUACUUCAGGGCCCGCAGAAGAGAUGAAUCUGAAUAGUUCGGUGGGCAUUCCUAACCGGACAUGAUAUUUUGCUCA